Molecule: messenger RNA, 408 nt
Organism: Periconia digitata
Lineage: Eukaryota; Fungi; Ascomycota; Dothideomycetes; Pleosporales; Periconiaceae
Source: the annotation of a GenBank genome assembly
AUGUACACAUGUACAGUACAGAGUACCUACACAGAACAUAAACAUCCCGCUUCCGCAGAGGAGCACGAAAACACCAGGUCCCGCGAAAACGAGAAUCCAUCCAUCCCAAUCACUAAUCAACCAGCCCAAGUUACCCCUCCAUACAUACAUCCAUUCAUGCAUAUACCCCUCACUCAUCCCGCACGCAUCCCGCACCCGUCAUAGCCUUGCUUUGCUGACUGUGCAUCUUCUUCUUCCACGUACAUACAUGAAAGGGAACGAAUAUGCAUGCAUGCAUCCAUCCAUCCAUGCACAUCUGCAAUGUCUUGUCCCUCUGUCUGUCUGCAUCCAUGCAUCCGACGAACCAAACCAGGACCCGAGAGAGAGAAUCUUUUCCCUUGUACGGAAAGGAAAUCAAACACAUGACCU